AUAUGGUGUGUACACCGUAGAAUGAUAUAGCGAACUGCAAAGCUAUUGUGCUUUAGUAAUUAGUACUUUGGCUACUACGUCGGUCGCCAUACUACGUCUAGUAAUGUAAAAACUAGUGAAGUCUAUGGUGUCCAUUAAAAGUUGAUUGCAAAUAAACGUAUUGCACCGAUGCGUAAUAAUAAUACAAACUAAUUACAAUACCUAUUAAACGAUUAUCGGCUAUAACUUCUUGGAAAAUCGUCGUUUAUUCUCAUUUUAUGUUUACAAGACAAAAACAUCACUUACGUUUCGAGUACGACAAUACUUAUUGUAGAGAGUAUACGGAGAAAACAUUUUAAAAGUGAUUUUGUUUAAAACGUUUAAAUCGAAAUAUGGCGUGUUUAUUGUUUUCGAACAAUAUGAAUAAAGAAUAGAAGUAAGAAAAACGGAUAUAGUACCUACCUGCGUUGAAGAUGGCCGAAUGCGAAUUGAGACAGAGAAUAAAAGCAGAAGAUGGGGAGGAAACGAAAAAAGCCAACGAUGAAGUUAAGGUAUCGGAACAGGAACUAGAUAAAAAUAAUCAGGAAAUGGUCGAUGAUAGCACUCAGUCAUAUGUUUUAACAAAUAACAUGCCACCCAUGGUUAGACGUUACAGGCCUGUACGUAAAAUUUAUAGUGCAUAUGUAAACUUACGGAAACUAAAAGGUCCUAAACAUUGGUACGCAGGUUCAAAUUAUUUUGGUAAUCAAGCUCUAACCAAUAGUCGAUCACAUAGUAAUCGUAGGUCUAAAAAAGAGGAUAUAGAUUCUGAAGAUGAUAAAAACAUAGAUCUCUCGGCAAAGAUACCGUCGGGUACCAAUAAAAUGCCACAUAUUCUAGAGACGCUACUCAGCGGAAUUUCGGACAGGUGGAGAAAUUGGAUAAUUCGUGGCAUUUUCGGUUGGUUGAUGAUUGGCCUGUUUUGCCUUUUAUGUUAUGGCGGACCAUUAGCCCUAAUGAUAGCCGUUUUAGUUGUCCAAGUAAAAUGUUUCGAAGAAAUCAUAAAUAUCGGAUACUCCGUCUAUCGUAUUCAUGGCCUUCCAUGGUUUCGUUCGUUGUCGUGGUACUUCCUAAUAGCUUCAAAUUAUUUUUUUUACGGGGAAAGUCUAGUCGACAUAUUUUCUGUAGUCGUAAACAGGACUGAAAAUAUGAAAAUGCUAAUUAACUAUCAUCGUUUCGUCUCGUUCAGCCUGUACAUCGCUGGUCUCGUGUGGUUUGUGUUGUCGUUAGUCCGAAAAUAUUACAUGAAACAGUUUUCUCUGUUUGCUUGGACUCACGUCGCACUUAUGAUAGUCGUGUCGCAAAGCUACUUUAUCAUUCGGAAUAUUUUCGAAGGCCUCAUUUGGUUUAUCGUGCCGGUGUCGAUGAUUAUACUCAACGAUAUUUGGGCUUACGUGUUUGGAUUCUUCUUUGGACGCACUCCGCUCAUACAAGUUUCGCCAAAAAAGACGUGGGAAGGAUUUGUCGGGGGUGGUGUGGCAACUGUCAUUUGCGGUAUUGUAAUGUCGUAUUUCCUUUGCCAAUACCCGUACUUUGUUUGUCCAGUCGAGUACAGCGAUAAAUUGGGCAGAAUGGUUAUCGAUUGUGCGCCGUCACCAUUGUUUACCCUUCAUGAAUAUAUUUUACCGGAUAUAUUCACACGAACUUUGAGUAUUUUUGGGUUGGCCAACAAAGUCACCAUCUAUCCGUUUAUGUUCCACGCGUUUUGGAUGUCGCUGUUCAGUUCCAUCAUCGGACCAUUUGGCGGAUUUUUCGCCAGCGGUUUUAAACGUGCAUUUAAAAUCAAGGACUUUGGCGACGUUAUUCCGGGACAUGGCGGCAUAAUGGAUCGUUUCGACUGUCAAUACUUGAUGGCCACAUUUGUCAACGUCUAUAUCUACAGUUUUGUGAGCACGCCGACCUUGCAAAAAACAAUUCAACAGGUGAUCGCGUUAAGACCCGAAGAGCAGAUGCAGUUGUUCAACUUUCUGAGAGGGUCGUUGGAAAAUCGAGGUUUAUUGAACGUGCAGUAAACGUACUACAAGCGGACAUCACAUUGCGGUAGUCAAUCUUCACAUUCCUUUUAUUUAUUUAUUUUUUUUAACACUAAACAAAGUCAUUGAACGCGAUAAUUUUCAAAUGAAAUAUUUAUUUAUUUGUGUCUUGACCUAUAGUAUUCGGUGUUACAAAAUAUUUUACCAAUUUUUGUUUUUUUUUAUAUAUAUAUAUAUAUACAUACAUAUAUGUAUAUUUAUUUAUAUUUUCUCACAAUUUAUUAAAUCUUUUGUUUUGGACAUGUACAACGUUAUGUGUCGAAUUCACGAUACAUAUUGUUAACUUCUCGUAAGACUUUAUGUCCCGUUUUCUGUAUUAUUAACUAUGUAAGAUCCCCGAUCUUUUGUCGCGUCUGCAAUUAGUACAGAUUCAAUUAUAAUUAUUAAGUUAACUGCAAAAUCAUCCUAAAUUUAUUUUCGCUUAACGUGUUGUUUGCUCUUAACAAUUCUAUUUUGUGUAAGUCAUAUUUAAUCAAAUAAUAUGUUUUUUUGACGUUAAAACAUCAAACAAAAAUAUUAAAACAUAAAUUUAUUUUGAAUUUAUAAAAAAAAAAAAAAAUGUAUUUAUUAAAAACUGUGUAAUAGUUGUUUGUCUUAAAAAAAUUACAUAUUCAGGUUUGUCGUAGGUAUUGUUUGGCUAACGUUAAUUUAAUAAUUAUUUAUAUAAGUAAUUUUAGUAAAUUAUUAUUGUUUUUUUUUUCUUGCGAGACUUACUUAAGACACUAUUUAAUACUGUUGAUUUAAUUAAUAUUACAAUAUCAUAUUACUGACUUAUUAAAUAGUUGACGAGUUUUGAUCAAUUUGUAUUACGAUCCGUUUUGUGUGGUGAAAUUAUGACGUUUGUAUAGACUUACAGAAUAAAGGUGUUGUUUAUUCCUA
Molecule: messenger RNA, 2930 nt
Organism: Adelges cooleyi (spruce gall adelgid)
Lineage: Eukaryota; Metazoa; Arthropoda; Insecta; Hemiptera; Adelgidae
Gene: Cds
Product: phosphatidate cytidylyltransferase, photoreceptor-specific
Exons: 11
Coding region: 453-2030 (525 amino acids)
Cellular component (GO): endoplasmic reticulum membrane
Molecular function (GO): phosphatidate cytidylyltransferase activity
Source: RefSeq, a predicted model, not a curated record